GCAGCUAAAACCACUAUCCUACCAACUGUCCCUGUAAUAAUGCUAUACUAAUAGCUCCACUAGACUGCUACAAGGUUUAUCUUUGUUGCACUGAUGCCUGGCCUGUGCAGUAGCUUUAUGAGGAGCAGGUGUAAUGAAAUGAAUCUCAAAGUCAAAAGAAGCUCUGAAAAAGGGAAACUGCCACAUUUGUUUUUUCUCAUGGAAAUACAACUGUGGAGCAAUGAGCUCAACUGUCCUCGGCAAGUGAGCUGACUGCAAAGAGUCAGAGCCGCCGAGUGAGGCUCCUGUUCUGUGGUAAAACCACACACACACACACACAAAGGAAAGAAGUGUUAGUAAACUUUGUGGUGACUUGUCACAAUGUGUGCCAGUGAGUGUGCGAAAUGCUGCCGAACAGGGGGUUCCUCGGUGCGGUUACGGAGUGAGCGAGCGGUGAGUCACUGCGCGCCACUCGCCUGUCCGCUCGCUGUCGAUGGCUGACAACAGCGCGUGCAGCCGUACCGGAACAGAGCACGCGCUGAAAUCGAAAGGCACUGAGUGGUAGAGGAAAGAGACAGAGGAAAGGCGUGAUAAAUGAGGGAGGCAGCGCGCGCACGGUGAACGACAUGCUGCACACAGUCGGAACACAGAGAGCGGUUCCCCCCUCACACGAGGACACGAGCGGGCUUGAGUGCCGCGCGGGGGCAGAGCCGCCCGAGGAUCGCCUUGGCGACACAGAAGCGACGGCGGCGUGCCGGGCAGGACUUCGCUGCGUCAACGGCGAGGACGCGGAGUGCCGUGCGGACGGUGGCGUGCGCGUGGGCUCGCUGCACUCUGUGUUCGAGCCUCUGUCGGCGGAUUCGCAGCAGCGCGCGCGCCGCGCCGUACCCGGCAAGCAGAUGCCAAAGGACAGGCGAAGGGCGUCCCGGGAGGUCGCGCACGGCGAGACGGCGCCACCGCGAGAGAGAAGGUCCGCUCGUUGGGCCACGGACAUGAUGAUGUGCAACGUAGUCGACCCCGCGCCGGAGAAGGCCAAGGCGCAGGAAGGCGCGCUAAGCUGCCACCAGGGCUGCGUCCCUCAGGUAACCAUAACCCCAGAGGGCGGCGGCGGGUCCCAGGAGAUUCCCGAGGAGGAGUGGGCCAAAGUGCAGACUCCGCUGAGCCGAAAGCUCUCCAGCUCUUCCGUGUCCUCCACGGGGUCCUCCGCGACGCACGAAGAGUCCGAGGACGACGUGCUGAGCGACACCGAGAACAGGAGCAAGGGCAUCGUGACCCUGGAGGCGGCCGAGGAUCCCGUCACGCAGCACAAGCCUUGGUCAAAGAUCAAGAACAUUGUCCACUGGCCUUUUGUCGUCUCACAGCGCAAACGUUUGUCCUGGAUUCAGCUUGCUGGGCACAAAGGCAGUUUUAAGGCUGGAGAGGAGGGCACCAUUCUGAAAAAGUUCUCAGAGAAUGAGAAGGUGUGCUUUGAGUGCCUGAGGGGAGACCUGUUGGAGCCAUUUGUGCCGAGGUUCCAUGGAGUGACAGAGCGUGAUGGGGAGACCUUCCUGCAGCUGACUGACCUGCUGACAGACUUUGAUGGGCCCAGCGUUAUGGACUGCAAGAUGGGUGUGAGGACGUAUCUGGAAGAGGAGCUGGUGCGUGCCCGGGAGAGGCCCAAGCUGCGCAAGGACAUGUAUGACAAGAUGCUAGAGGUGGACAGUGAAGCGCCCACUGCAGAGGAGCACCAGCAACAGGCCAUCACCAAGCCUCGUUACAUGCAGUGGCGUGAGACCCUCAGCUCCACCCACACGCUAGGCUUCCGCAUCGAGGGUGUCAAGAAACCUGAUGGAACAUGUAGCACAGACUUCAAAAAGACCCGAUCAAAGGAGGAUGUCAAGCAGGUCUUCACAGAUUUUGUGGCUGGGAACACAAACAUCAUUAGGUCCUAUCUGAGAAAACUAGAGGAGAUCCGGAAAGUCCUGGAGUCUUCAGAAUUCUUCAGGACACACGAGGUCAUUGGAAGUUCCCUGCUCUUCAUCCAUGACCACAAAGAGCGAGCAGAGGUGUGGCUCAUUGACUUUGGAAAGACUACUGCACUCCCAGAUGGGCAAAUGCUGGACCACAGGGUGCCCUGGCAGGAGGGUAAUCGUGAGGAUGGCUACUUAUGGGGCCUGGACAAUCUGCUUAAACUACUGGGCUCUCUGCUAGAGCUUUGACCAUGUGUCUCCUCCAGUGUCACAAUUCUGGUUUUCUCAUCACAGAUGUGUCUUGAAGAGAAGAAGGAUGGGGGUCUUAAAGUAAUGUGUGUCUGAGGCAGAGGAACAUUCUUCUCAAGUGCUCAGAUUCCUACAUUAUUUAAAAGUUGUGUAUUCAGCUAUACUGUUCUUUAGUACCACUAGAGAGAACGAUUUGCUCUACAUGUUAUGAAGACACAAAACUCUCAGAAUAGUUUAAUAAUGAGUUUUCAUUCAGUCAACCAGACAAAAUACAUGUUUCAGCAUUUUAUUGUGAUUCAAUAACUUGUCUAGGUCUGGUGCUCAAUUUGACCCUUCUCAGGCUGUGAUAUGUUCAGGCUGGUCAGCAGUAAGAUAAAGGAUUAUCAGGUAGGAGUAGUUAUUUUUCCAGGUUGAGAGUAUCAUUUUUUUCACCAGAGGAGGUCAGAAAGAUCAAAUAUAUAGUCAUUAGAGGGCCACAGCCUUGUCAACAGUAACUGAAUAACUAACUAUAAGCUGCAUGGUGCAGUAUUAUCUACUACUAGCCUACAGUCCAAGAACAUUACAGCUCAACAAAUUAGAGAGAAAAAAUAAUUUUAGAAAUGUGACAACUGCAUUUUAAAGGCCAGCCUAAUUGUCAUGUAUCUGAGAUGCCUUAUCUGUGUUUUUGUAACAGUUCUGACAUUGACGGAUGAAUGUAUUGCUGCAUUUUACUAACUGGAUCAAUCAAUGCUGUGAUCGAGAUUAUUGGAAGCUGGCAGUGAGAAACUCCAGGUUUGAGUCAUGAGACAAUCAAUAGUUGAAUGCCUGCAAUGAUGUUUUAACAGGUUUUCUGAGGCAGGUGAAGAUUUCCCAUUGGCUCACAACUUUUGUAUAAGUUUGUUUGUUAUACUAGAACUAUACUUUGGUUGUGAAAACUGAUUCUCAAAAUAUUUUGACAAUUGGUUAUAAUCUGUCAAUUUGGUAAGGGAUUAGAUCCUUCCUCACCAUCUUUUCUGUACAUACCUUUUAACAUCUGUAUAUAAAGUGACCAGUGAUGUUUACAAAUUACAAAACACUAGAUGUUCGUUGCCCUUAUGUUGGCUGAUUUUAUCAAAGACGCACUUGCUAUUAAGUACCAUGUUUGUGAUUAAGUCCAGUUUACACUUUUACAUUUUAUCACUCCUAGAGCAGUUAACCUAGUUAUUAAUUUAGUCAUUUCUACAAAUAAGUAAGCUUGUCCAACACUGAAUGCAUUAUUAAACAGGAAUGCUAAUUUAUGGGGACAUUUAUAUGAGGGACAUUUACCUGUCUGUUUAAGGGAGAAGUAUAAUUCUAAAUGCAAAAAAAAAAUUGAAAUAUUUUUAUUAUACAAAAAAUAUAUUUUCUAUAUGCAGUAAUCUAAGAUAAUAGUAAAUACAAAAAAUUUUAAGAACUAGUUUUCUAUAGACUUUGUUUAUAAAACUAACCAGAAAAUAGAUUGAACAUGAUUUAUACAUACAGUUUAAAAAUGCUUUUGCAUUUUAAUUUUUUAGUUUUUUAAGAGAAAGGGUAUUUAAUUACAAGUUGGAAAUUAAAUUGAUUUUAUGUUUCUAUCUUUUUAGCUUUUGUCCCAGACCAUGUUGAACUAAGGGCUUGACUGUCUUUGUUAAGUGAGUUACAGUAAGGUUGUAUGCAACUAAAAACACUACUUUGCUGAUCCAAACUCUGCUGUGUAUAUUAUCUUGAACUAUAUGUUGGUUUUCAAAAAUUAUCAAUUAAAAAUGAACAAAAACCUUUUAUGUG
This is a messenger RNA of Scleropages formosus (Asian bonytongue), 3938 nucleotides long. RefSeq names its product inositol-trisphosphate 3-kinase A (gene itpka). The coding region runs from base 606 to 2177 and encodes 523 amino acids. The transcript has 7 exons. Gene Ontology annotation, cellular component: nucleus; cytoplasm. Gene Ontology annotation, biological process: inositol phosphate biosynthetic process; phosphatidylinositol phosphate biosynthetic process. Gene Ontology annotation, molecular function: inositol hexakisphosphate kinase activity. NCBI's taxonomy places the organism in Eukaryota, Metazoa, Chordata, Actinopteri, Osteoglossiformes, Osteoglossidae. The record is from RefSeq and is a predicted model, not a curated record.